Exophiala spinifera is the source of this 2394-nucleotide messenger RNA. RefSeq lists its product as uncharacterized. The transcript has a single exon. The record is from RefSeq and is a predicted model, not a curated record. Lineage: Eukaryota; Fungi; Ascomycota; Eurotiomycetes; Chaetothyriales; Herpotrichiellaceae. Bases 1 to 2394 code for a protein of 797 amino acids.
AUGGCCACAGCCGAGUCCUCCCAAUCUGGGCAUUUCAAAAGCAAUGCCGACUCUACCGUCUGGAGGCUCCCAGGAAUCGACAAAGACUCAUUCUAUGCUGCAGCCCUCUACCUCCAUGCCGCGGCCGAAAACCUUGAGACAAAGCCAUUUUGGGAGGCCUCGGACGCCUUUCCCGACGAGCGAAACUUCCUCGACCAUCUCGCCAACUGUUUUGCCCGGUCUAAGCUCCAAGAUGCGCGAGACCAUGUCUCGGCCACUGCCAUGGUGCGGAAUAAGGAGAGGAAGACCAUCACGGUAUAUAUUGCCAAAAAUCGGAGCGACAAGCAAUACUCGCCUCCUCCCUCCGGGGGAAAGGAAACCGCCAUCCGCAACGAAAACGAAGAGUUUGCCGCCCGUCUGAUGCAGUGGUUCACUUCCUUGGCCAGCCAGCAUGCCACUAGCGGUCAGCUUCAUAACGACAAAAGCCACGUCCGCUCGGAUAUCUUCAGGUCCAUGUGCAAGUCCAGCGAGUCCCGUCUUGAAUAUUACAUUGCCAGAAUCGGCGACGCUGACGUUGAGCUUCUGGGUACAACGGCGGAGCUUGACCUUGUGGGCAAGUCUCGGGAUGGUUGGAGGAAGGUCGUGCCUCUUGUGGAGAGAUGCUCGCAGUACAAGGACGAAGAAUCCCAGCUGUUAAACCUGGAAGCCGAGAAAGCAGAACUAUUGGCUGCCUAUGCUCGAGAUGCGGGCAAUAUUCGCCGAGAUGCUGACUUUCUGGCUCUUGUACACGAAGUCGAAGCUCCGACCCUCGAAAACAGCGUCAAGUUGAAAGGACUUGCUCAGGUAGUCAAGUGGAUCAACUACCUGGGCCGCGUGUUCUCGGCUUUUGACUACUUCCCCAGGUUCUGCGGCAGUGAAGCUCGUCAAGGGUAUGUUUUCGACUACGUCUUGCUUGCAUCACAAGAAGAUGAUUGGUAUGGCACAGCGUACAUGCAGAAGAUGCAAUCAUGGACCGGGAAUCUGGACUUGGCUCAGGAACGACGGAUCCCGAUAGUCGUCAAUGGGCGUGCUUCGUGGGAGAUCAGUUCCGUCCAGAAUAUCAUGGAUAGCGUCGUACACGAGUCUGGAAAUAAGGCCCGCGUGCAUUGUGAAAUGCAGCUCCUCAUGUACUUCUCACAAACAGGGGUGGAGCAGUGUCUGAAUUACUUUGGCUGCAGCAAGAAGUCUUGCUGGCUGUGUUGGCAAAUGAUCCGCCAUAACUCCAAACACAGCGUCAGAGGGACCCAUCGGAAGCUGUAUCCUCGAUGGGCAUUUCCCUUCAAUUUCGAUCCGUCUCAACCCGCCAUCGCCGAGGGACUGACAAAUGCGUACUCCGAAAUGAUGGCUACCAUUCGAGAUCUUGUCAUCAAUCAGAAACCUGUUCGUUCUAUGGCGCCGUAUCCGCAGAGCUCGGCGUUGAUUACUCCGCCUCGCCGAAGCGGGAAAAGACACGACCCUCUCCAAGAUUCUGAAUCCGGGAUUUUCUCUUCUAACCCGGUCGCAGUGGAAGGGAAACGGCCUGUUGCGGAGGUGCCAGCUCUGCUACUGCCUGGAACCGGCAGAAUAAGGCAAGUUCGACAACUAAAAGUCCAUGCAUAUAAAACAGAUGUAAAUGACGUGAACAGUCUACUAUACACCAAGUCUCUGCUCUUUCAGGAUCAGGGGGUGACACUGGCAUUCCAACUGGCAAAUCUUCCCGCAUCUUUCGACAUGGUAUCAAGUUUCGAAGAUUUUCGUCAAAGAUGCUGGCUUCCGACGACUUUUAAAGAAGUGAAGCUCGAACGCAUUAACGAGAACCUCGGAGACAUCCGAACUCACCCAGACCGAAAAACUAAACUCGUUCAGACGGUUUAUGCUUUGUGGUACCGGUCCGCUAGUAGCCUGCCCGCAAAUCCCAUUCUGUUAGAGUUAUAUAGAUCUGGUCAAGGCAAAGACCCUCAGAAGUUCCCUUGGAGAGGAGACGUGAUAAUACAUUCGGUUCAGCCGCAAAAAAGGCAAUACCCAUCAGCUUUAAGCACAGAUUCUUCCGACAUCGAUGCAGAGAGUUGUCUCCGGACUCUUGAACGGUACUUUUGUGGUAUUGGAGCUGACCUUGCGGUUAGGCAAGAAGCAAGUGACACGGAUUUUGCGGAAUCUAGAUACAGCAUCUUGGAAAUUGCUAAAGAGUCGAAGGAGAUGAACAGAAUGAUGGUGGAGUGGUCGAAGGAGAUGAACAGAAUGAUGGUGGAGUGGUCGAAGGAGAUGAACAGAAUGAUGGUGGAGUGGUCGAAGGAGAGGGAGAACAGCAUGGUGGAGUUGUCGAAGAAGACGGAGAACAGAAUGGUGGAGGUGUACCAUCGGGCUUUAGAAAAACUGGAAGCGAUGACGGAAAGAUAA